UUAAGCAAGCGAGAGUUGAUAGCUCUAGGACAGAGAACAGGACCAUUAUAUCCCAUGACCAGAAUUUCUGCAGUACAGACGACUAUCGGUCUAUGAUGUUUCUUCCAACUUAGCCUACCAAAGCCUCACAUAGGCAAUUCUAUAUUAACAAGGGACCUUGGAUUUGAAUUAUGUGAUCUUGUGGAAUUAGUUACCUCACUGAGUUCAUGCGUUCAUUCUUCAAAAAGCCCACUUGGGCGAAUGCUGACACUGAAGCUCCCCUGACUGAGUUUUACCGUCGUUCACAGCACCUUUAUUCGGAUAUAGUGGCAGAACAGCAGCACAAUGCUGAAAGCGAUCAUGAAGAGGAAAAACAGCCCAAUCCGGUGACAGAUGAAGAGUUGAGAGGGGAGAGACAUGUGAAGAGGCAAUGUACCUCAUCUAAUAAUAGAGUGACGGUAUCUAGUUGUCCUGUUCCGAAACCAACUUCAUUUACCAUUAAAGGUCGACAGACAAACCCUGUCGACCUCGAUAUAGCGACCAAACCACUCGAAUGUACCACGACAGUAGAACAGUUACUUCCUGAACCGGUAUCCGAGACAAGCAAUGAUGAGUCACUGUCGGAAGAGGAAUUUCCGGAGCUUGCACGAAAGGCCCGCGAAAGGGCACGCCAACAUGUAGCACCUUCGAGUGGCCAUGCUCCAACGAUGCAGAAGCCCGAUCUUCAUAAACCGCGAAACGAAUUUAAUGCAGAGUCCCCGGAUCCUAUCGUCCCUGGGCCCCACUGCAAAACUGGUGAAGCUCCUCUCUGCGACCCAGUUGUACACAUUCUUAUUACUUCUUCGAUUGAAAAUACAAAACCACUGCUCGUCCGCCGGCGAUUGUCUCAAAAUCUAGGGGAUGUACGAAAGGCCUGGUGCAACAAGCAGGCAUUCAGCCCCAAACUCGCCUUUUCUAUUUUUCUCACAUGGAAAGGCCGACGAGUGUUCGAUGUUACUACCUGUCAGAGCCUAGGGAUCCGAGCUCCGGCAGCCAGUGACAGCUCUUUCUUUGCGAAUAGCUUUUCAAACGAUGACGGGAUCUUACGUAUUCAUAUGGAGGCCACUACGCAAGAAUUGGUCGAAAUGCAGAAACGGCAAGGAUAUAUGAGCCUACAUCAGGCAGAGAGAUCAAGUAUUGCGCGGGAAGAGAUUACAGAGCAGGUGAUUCGCAUUACCCUACGGACUCCAAGCUCCGAAGAUUUCAAACUCAAAGUUCGGCCGACAUCCAAAAUAUCUGAUGUCAUUAAAACCUUUCGCACUGCUCUGGAAAUUUCAGAGAAGGUGGUUGACUUUCAUUUUGAUGGUGAACGUCUUAAUCCUGAUUCUUCGGUCAGGGAUAAUGAUAUUGAUGAUCUGGAUUGUAUUGAUGUUGUUAUAAAGAAUUGUAGAUGA
Molecule: messenger RNA, 1412 nt
Organism: Coccidioides posadasii C735 delta SOWgp
Lineage: Eukaryota; Fungi; Ascomycota; Eurotiomycetes; Onygenales; Onygenaceae
Molecular function (GO): protein binding
Source: RefSeq, a predicted model, not a curated record